Messenger RNA from Clarias gariepinus (North African catfish), 2725 nucleotides. RefSeq names its product replication protein A1 (gene rpa1). The record is from RefSeq and is a predicted model, not a curated record. Gene Ontology annotation, cellular component: nucleus; DNA replication factor A complex. The transcript is spliced from 17 exons. Bases 129 to 1949 code for a protein of 606 amino acids. Gene Ontology annotation, molecular function: damaged DNA binding; single-stranded telomeric DNA binding. Gene Ontology annotation, biological process: DNA replication; double-strand break repair via homologous recombination; meiotic cell cycle. NCBI's taxonomy places the organism in Eukaryota, Metazoa, Chordata, Actinopteri, Siluriformes, Clariidae.
UUGGCGCGUUUUGAGUGAAAGUUGGCGCCACGAGCUUUAGCACAACAAGCUUUUUUGCUGCUUCGUAAGACGCCGUAAAUUAAUAAUAGCAGGAUUUCUUUUUGAACCUGAAGCACCUUUGAGAAGUCAUGGCUGUUAAAUUGACAGAGGGCGCAAUCGAGGCGCUGGUUAAGGGAAAAGAGGUUUCGAACCCAUUUCUUCAGUUGAUUAAUAUUCGGAAACUUGAUUCAGGCAACGGACCAGUUCGCUUUCGCCUCAUGAUGAGUGAUGGCCUUUACACCAUGUCCUCCUUCAUGCUCGCCACGCCGCUGAACUCCCUGGCUGAACAAAACCUUGUAGCUCCGAACUGUGUCUGCUUGCUGAAGAAAAGUGUCACCAACGUUCUUAAGGAUGGACGCACUGUGGUUAUUAUCUUGGACUUGGAGGUGAUUAAACCUGCGGAUCAGAUGGCAGGAAAAAUAGGAGACCCAACUCCUUAUGUGGAAGGUCAGUCCAAAGCUCCACAGGCUCUACCGGCUGCACCUGCCCCUGCUCCUUCUGCUUCAGCACGUCCUCUGCAGUCACAAAAUGGAGGCUCCAUGAAUAGAGGCUCCAGUCGUGAUUUUGGGAAGAAGCCCAUGACUGCCCCCAGCACACCAGGAGGCACUUCGAAAGUAGUGCCUAUUGCAAGCCUUAAUCCCUACCAGUCAAAAUGGACCAUUAGAGCACGAGUCACUAACAAGAGUUCCAUUCGUACCUGGAGCAACUCUCGAGGGGAUGGAAAGCUCUUUUCAAUGGAGAUUGUUGAUGAAAGUGGUGAGAUUAGAGUGACUGGGUUUAAUCAGGAGGUGGACAAAUUCUACUCCCUGAUCGAACAAGGAAAGGUUUAUUACAUCUCUAAGGGCACUCUGAAGAUUGCCAACAAACAGUUCACAUCUCUUAAGAACGACUACGAGAUGACUCUAAACGGCGAGUCGACCAUUAUCCCCUGUGACGACAGCCAUGAUGUUCCCAUGGUGCAGUGUGACUUUGUUUCUAUUGCUGAUUUGGAUGCUCGGGAUAAGGAUGCCAUUGUAGAUGUGAUCGGUGUCUGUAAGAGUGUGGAGGAUGUGACGCGUAUUACAACUAAGAACAGUCGCGAGGUUUCCAAGAGGAAUAUCCAGCUGAUGGACAUGUCUGGCAAAAUUAUUCAAGUCACCAUGUGGGGAAAGGAGGCCGAGACAUUUGAUGGCACCGGGCAGCCUAUCUUGGCUAUAAAAGGUGCCAAACUCUCUGAUUUUGGAGGGCGUUCACUUUCCACACUCUUCUCCAGCACGCUGAUGAUUAACCCUGACAUUCCAGAGGCAUACAAACUGCGAGGCUGGUAUGAUAAAGAAGGUCACGCCCUGGAUGGUCAGUCCAUGACAGAAAUGAGAGGAGUAGGAGGAGGUGGCCCCACUAACUGGAAGACUUUGGCAGAUGUCAAAAACGAGCACCUUGGUCACGGAGACAAGGCUGAUUACUUUACCUGCAUUGCCACCAUUGUGUACAUGCGGAAGGAAAACUGCCUAUAUCAGGCCUGUCCCAGCAAGGACUGCAACAAAAAGGUGGUGGACCAACAUAACGGCAUGUUCCGCUGUGAGAAGUGUGACAAAGAGUUUCCUGACUUCAAAUAUCGUCUCAUGCUCUCUGCAAAUAUUGCAGACUUUGGAGAUAACCAGUGGGUGACGUGCUUUCAAGACAGUGCUGAGACCCUCUUGGGGCAGAAAUCAGAUUACAUAGGCCAACUUAAGGACUCUAAUGAGGCUGGGUUUGAUGAGGUCUUCCAGCAUGCCAAUUUCAGCACUUUUGUGUUCCGCAACCGCGUGAAAUUGGAGACCUACAAUGAUGAAUCUCGCAUUAAAGUAACAGUUGUGGAGGCCAAGCCUGUGGACCACAAAGAAUACAGCAAGAGGCUGAUCAUGAACAUCAGGAAGCAUGCGGCGCAUUAAGAGCACUGCUUUAUUAUUCCAAGCACUUGAUGUGUCUGUAUACUGUCUUUCGUCUAUUUGGAUAUUUAUGUUAUACAGCAAUUCACAUUUCCUGUUACAGAACAGCUUUUUAAAGUAUGCAGUAAAAUGCUUAUUUUGGACUGAGAGGCUCUGCAGGUCAAGUGUUUUUUUUUUUUUGUUUUUUUUUUUUAGUUUAAUCAAAGUGCUGACCUUUUGGUGACCGAAUAAUUAAAGAAAGUAAUGGGACUCGUGUAUUAAGAUCAUAUGGCAGCAUACUGUUCAGUAUGUGUGCCUGUAUUUAAACUUGCAGCAGCAAAUCCACUGCUGUUUCCUGAUGUUUUGGUUCAGCAGCCCAGUCAGUAUGCUUUCUGUCUCUGAGCUGGCUUUGCUUAAACCUGCAGAGCUUAAGGUCAGAGUGACUCACAGCCACAUUCUGUACAUGUAGAUAUUUUCCUUUUUCUUUUUUUUUGUUUUCUGCAGAACUAAAAUGUUACCAACACAAUAAAUAAAGAUUCUGGGAACCCUAAUAUUGAGUGUUUUUAUUAAUUGGUUUUAAUAGUUAUUACAUGUGCAUGGAAAGACUGUUUUAGAGACAACAAAUUUUUGUGUAUUUUAAGCUUGUGGUAAUGAAUUGUAUCUCAAGAAUACACAUUGUUCUGUAUUGUCGACCUUUGUGCUUUAUUAUAGAGCUUCUCUAAGAGCAGUCUGUACAGCUGCUCCAUCGUAGCAUCCAAUAAUCCCUUAACACUCUAGGUCAAUAAAGACUCUGCAAUAUG